Messenger RNA from Phyllostomus hastatus (greater spear-nosed bat), 762 nucleotides. RefSeq names its product phospholipase A and acyltransferase 4-like. Gene Ontology annotation, molecular function: A2-type glycerophospholipase activity; glycerophospholipid phospholipase A1 activity. Lineage: Eukaryota; Metazoa; Chordata; Mammalia; Chiroptera; Phyllostomidae. Gene Ontology annotation, biological process: N-acylphosphatidylethanolamine metabolic process. The record is from RefSeq and is a predicted model, not a curated record. The transcript is spliced from 5 exons. The coding region runs from base 68 to 556 and encodes 162 amino acids. Gene Ontology annotation, cellular component: cytoplasm.
AAUGCUGGUAUGUUCUGGUGUCUGAUCCUGGGCAGGGCACAAAGAAGACGAAAUUCUCCGUGGACGGAUGGCUUCAGCCAAACCAAGACUUGGAGACCUGAUUGAGAUUUCCCGUGAUGGUUUCCAGCACUGGGCCAUCUAUGUGGGAGAUGGCUACGUGGUCCAUGUGGUUCCUCUGGGUGAGUCCCCGGGGGCAGGGACGGGCUCCUCCAGCGUCAGCUCUGGCUCCGUUAUGAGCAACACCGCGGAGGUGAAAAGGGAUCUGCUAACUGAUGUGGCAGGGAGCUGCACACUUAAGGUCAACAACCAGUUGGACAAGGAGCUAAAACCACUGCCUGUGGAGCAGAUUCUCAGGCGUGCACAGAGGAUGGUUGGCAAGAAGAUGCCGUAUGAUAUUGCCACUAACAAUUGUGAGCACUUUGUCACCAAACUGAGAUAUGGUGUGCCCAGAUCCCUGCAGGUUGAAAACGCCGCAAUGGGAGCAGGGCUGGUGUCAGCCUUAGGUGCGGCUGCUAUUGGAGCAGCCACCCUUGCUAAUUCUAUAAUGAGGAACUGAUCCCCACACCAGUGACAGCCUGAAGAAGCCACAGGAUCCUGCCCUCGAAGUCACUGAGCAGUGGAGCGCGCCAACCUCCCUUGUCUCCCUGACCCCGGCUCCCGGGCAGCCCCCAGUUCUGUCCCUCGCUCUCCCUCUCACUGACUGAAGGAUGGAAUAAUUGUACCAAGGCCUAGAAUGAAUAAAUGUAUCUGCCUUUCCCUUCA